AUGCUGCACCUCCUGCUCUACCUGGCUGCUCUCGGCCAGCUCACAGGUGGACAGCAGCGGGGGAAACUCUCAGUUUGUUUUAAAGGCCCUUACAGCCCUGGAGCCAAGAACGACUGUCUCCUGGCAUCUUAUGGGGGUGUAACCGAUGUUGAAGUCCGCAUAGAAAACAAUAGUACUGGUCCUGGAUCAGACUUUCAUCUCUCUCUGGGACAACUCACAGGCUCGUCACCCUGCGCUGUGUCUCUGAUCCUGAAGGACGACCGGAGCGCUGACCAUAUGCUCAGCCAGAUGCGCCGCUUUGAGGACCAAGCAGCUGUGUCGGUGUCCCUUCAGGACGCCUUCACACAGAGCUCUCUGGAGGUCGAUGUGCAGGUCGAUGGUGUUUCACUUCGUCACUUCAAUUUUACGCAAAAGAACAAGAAGUACUUCAGGGACCUGAGCGGAUGCAGACACUCAGGUGUCGUCUAUGAACCCAACACAGUGGCGUGCAACUCUAACUCCUCCUCUGUUGUAACCUGUGAUGCAUCAGCAGCCUUCAGCGUCAGCCCCUGUGGCCCUGGGAGACGUUGCCAGGGCAACGGCCAGUGUGUAGUGUACUCCACCUGUACUGUGACUGGCCCCACGGUCAUAGAUUUCAACGGCCAUGUUAGCUCCGUCCAGGACCGCUGUGCGUACACUCUGAUGUCGGCUGCAGGCCUCCAGCUGCUGGCCACCUUUCAGGAACGGCGCCGCAAAGACGUCAGUUUUCUGGAGCGUGUGAUCCUGCGUCUGGACGGGUCAGGUGUUGACAUUCACCUGGGACAAGGUGGGAACGUUCAGCUCAACCACACAACACUGAGACUGAACAGCUCCGCUCAGCUGAUUCACGGCGUGGAGCUCUCAAAGGACAAAAGCAGAGUCACCGCCAAAGUGACAUUUUCCAAUUACAGCACAUCCAUCUUGUUUGACGGCACCACCGCACAGAUCCACGUGAAAGGCCCGGGCUCCCUGCAGGGUUUAUGUGUGAACAGCAGCUCUCUGAGUGAAGUGAGGCUCUCUGAGUUCAGCUCCUCCAGCUGUGAGACGCAGUACAGUGAACCCGCUGACGGACGGAUCGACUGCACCAUGAUGACUGCACGCUGUAAUCUCCUGAAGGAGGCUCCGUUCACUUCCUGUCACAGCCACGUCGACCCGGAGCCCCAUGUCACCGCCUGCACCAGCGUUCUGUGUCUGUACCCGGCGGGAGACGGUCUCAGGUGUCAGUUCCUGGAGGUCUACGCUCAAGCCUGCAGUCUGCACAGUAACCACACGCUGGAAGGCUGGAGGUCCAAGGCCAGCUGCUCCCCCCCUCAGGACCCCUGUCAGGACACGUCCUGCAGCGCUCAUGAGUUCUGUGGUGAGGACAUGAGCGGUCGACCCCGCUGCCUCUGUCGGGCUGGUUUUGCCUCCAAAUACAGAACGAGAGGAGCUUUAGGUGACCCGACGGUCUGCAGGGAGAACUCUGCCUCAGUUUCUCUGGCUGCUUGUCUGCUGGCAGAAAAAGGCAUCAACCACUCAGUCUUACACCUCAACGACCACACCUGCACAGGUCAGAUGGACGAGAAGACACACAUGGUGACGUUUGGCUUCAACACCAGCAAACUCUGUGGGACGGUGAUCUCGGCAGCAAAAAACAAAAUCAUCUACAGUAACACCAUCAAGACAGACAACAGCUCCACGUCCGGGCCGAUCUCACGCCAGAGCCUCGUUAACGUCAACUUCUCCUGUUUCUACAGCCAGCCCGAUGUCAAGAGCAUGUCCUUUAAAGUCAAAGGCGGUACUGUGAUGCAGCAGAUCAUAUCUGGGUCUUGGAAUUACAGUCUGUCUAUGAGCAUGUGCGCCGACCUCGCCUGCACUCAACCCAUUGACUUUUCGAAGGGGGUCCAGCUUGACCAGACCAUCUACAUGAGCAUAGAAACAGACGGGCUGGAUGGCAACCUGAUCAACAUGAAGACAGAGUCCUGCUGGGCAACCAAUAAUGAAAACGGCAACGGUGGUCUGAGAUACGACCUCGUCAAAAACGGCUGUUCGAACCCUCAGGACAGCACGGUGAUGAUCAUACCGAAUGGAAAGGGAACAGGAAGCAUCUUAGUGUUCCGGAUGUUUCAGUUCAGGGGGAACAACAACAAAAUUUUCCUGCACUGUAAAAUGAAGCUGUGUUUGAAGAGCAGCCCCAGCUGUCAGCAGACUUGCCAGCGAAGGGGCAGGAAGAAGAGAUCUGUCAGGCCUGACUAUGAAGAUGAAAACCCAGCCUUUGUCACCGUGGCCUUGGGCCCUUAG
Messenger RNA from Seriola aureovittata, 2298 nucleotides. Its product is annotated as alpha-tectorin-like. The record is from RefSeq and is a predicted model, not a curated record. The transcript has 16 exons. The coding region runs from base 1 to 2298 and encodes 765 amino acids. Lineage: Eukaryota; Metazoa; Chordata; Actinopteri; Carangiformes; Carangidae.